Messenger RNA from Ictidomys tridecemlineatus (thirteen-lined ground squirrel), 9165 nucleotides. It is a transcript of the gene Thsd4, whose product is annotated as thrombospondin type 1 domain containing 4. Gene Ontology annotation, cellular component: extracellular matrix. The record is from RefSeq and is a predicted model, not a curated record. Lineage: Eukaryota; Metazoa; Chordata; Mammalia; Rodentia; Sciuridae. Gene Ontology annotation, biological process: extracellular matrix organization; proteolysis. Gene Ontology annotation, molecular function: metalloendopeptidase activity.
AUCGCAAACUCCGAGCCAGAGCUGUCGGCGCGCGCCCCAGACGCUGGCCGCCCGCGCAGCCCGACACGGAAUCGGGCAUAGCGGGAGCCCGUGGAGGGCGGGCGCGGGGCGGCGCGGGGGUGGCCGUCCAUACGCGAGUGCUUGGGGCUGCCCGGCGCCGGGAACCACGCGGGGGCGAGGUGAGGCUAGGCGGCCUCUGGCCGCUCCGGGACACGGACCGCCAGGAAUUGGACAGCACUCCCACCUGUGGAGGAGAAUUGGCAACACCUCUGAGGAGCCCUUGCAUCAGCCUGGACCCUUAACACCAUGGUUUCCCAUUUCAAGGGCUCUCUUGGUGUCCUGGGUUCCCUUCUGCUGCUUGGACUCCAGCUCGUUUGCCCGCAGCACUCCACUGACCACAGGAAGGUCCCUCAGCGGGUGGCGACAGCCGAGGGCGUCCCGGAGGACAGCGGCGGCGCCCCGGGUGUUUGGGGCGCCUGGGGUCCCUGGUCCGCUUGCUCACGCAGCUGCAGCGGUGGCGUGAUGGAGCAGACUCGGCCCUGCCUGCCCAGCUCAUACCGCACGCGAGGCGGCCCACGACCUGGUGCGCCAGCGCGCACCUACACAGGCCACGUCGUGUCCGCAGUGCGCACGUCUGUACCGCUGCACCGGAGCCGAGAGGAGUUGCGCGCCCCGGUUGCGCCCGAUGCUGGCCGCCAGGUAUCGGCGGUGCUGCCGGUGCUACGUGGCAGCCGGCACCCGCAGGCCAGGGGCCGCCAACCCACCACUGAAAGAAGGAGCAGGAACCGAGGUCCCAUUGGCCCUGGAAAGUAUGGCUAUGGUAAGGCCCCGUACAUCUUACCGCUGCAGACCGACACUGCACACACGACGCCACAGAGGCUUCGGAGACAGAGGCCCUCACCUCGGCAUUCCAGGUCCCAGGGGACAUCUGCUCCCAGGCAUGGCUACAGCUCACCAGCCCACCAACUCCCCCAUCAUGCACCUUUAUACCAAAGUGACAGUGGCCCUCGCUCUAGACUGCAGACCUCAGAAGACUCCGUAUACCAGUUGCCUUUGACCCAUGACCAAGGCUUCCCUGCAGCUUCAAGUCUCUUCCAGAGCCCAGAAACAAGCAACAAUCAUGGUAUGGGGGCCCAUGGAGCCUCUCAGAGCUUCUCCCAGCCUCCGAGAUCUACAGCAAUCUCGUGCAUCGGGGCCUAUCGGCAGUACAAGCUGUGUAAUACCGAUGUAUGUCCAGAAAGUAGUAGAAGUAUCCGGGAGGUACAGUGUGCAUCCUACAACAACAAGCCAUUCAUGGGCCGGUUUUAUGAAUGGGAACCAUUUGCGGAAGUAAAGGGCAAUCGCAAGUGUGAGCUGAACUGCCAGGCAAUGGGCUACCGCUUCUAUGUGCGGCAAGCGGAGAAGGUCAUUGAUGGAACCCCAUGUGACCAGAACGGAACGGCCAUCUGCGUGUCCGGACAGUGCAAGAGCAUUGGCUGUGACGACUACCUAGGCUCCGAUAAAGUCGUGGACAAAUGCGGGGUAUGCGGAGGCGACAACACGGGCUGUCAGGUGGUGUCUGGGGUGUUUAAGCAUGCCCUUACCAGCCUGGGAUACCACCGCGUUGUGGAGAUUCCCCAAGGAGCCACAAAAAUCAACAUCACCGAGAUGCACAAAAGCAACAACUACUUGGCCUUACGAAGUCGUUCUGGCCGCUCCAUCAUCAAUGGGAACUGGGCGAUUGACCGUCCUGGAAAAUAUGAGGGCGGAGGGACCAUGUUCACCUACAAGCGUCCCAAUGAGAUCUCGAGCACUGCUGGCGAGUCCUUUUUGGCCGAAGGUCCCACUAACGAAAUCUUGGAUGUCUAUAUGAUACACCAGCAACCCAACCCAGGAGUUCACUAUGAGUAUGUCAUCAUGGGAACCAAUGCCAUCAGCCCACAGGUGCCACCUCACAGGAGACCAGGAGAACCCCUCAAUGGCCAGCUGGAUGAAGAAGGUAGAAGCCAGGAAGAUGGAGAAGAGAAAGAGAAGAACGGGGAGAAGGAAGACUUGCCCGGGGAGGCAUCUGAAAUCUUCACCUCAGAAUCGGUGCAGACCUUCCCGGUCAGGCAUCCAGAUAGAUUUUCUUCCCAUCGACCAGACAACUUGGUACCACCAGUGCCACAGCCCCCACGAAGAAGCCGGGAUCACAACUGGAAGCAGCUGGGGACAACAGAAUGUUCAACAACCUGUGGGAAAGGAUCACAGUACCCUAUUUUCCGCUGUGUGCACAGAAACACUCACGAAGAGGUUCCAGAGAGCUUCUGUGACUCCAGCAUGAAGCCAACCCCAGAGGAGGAGCCCUGCAACCUCUUCCCUUGCCCAGCCUUCUGGGACAUCGGGGAGUGGUCUGAAUGCAGCAAAACUUGUGGCUUGGGCAUGCAGCACCGCCAGGUUCUGUGCCGCCAGGUGUACGCCAACCGCAGCCUGACGGUGCAGCCCUACCGCUGCCAGCACCUGGAGAAGCCUGAGACCACCAGCACCUGCCAACUCAAGAUCUGCAGCGAGUGGCAGAUCCGGACUGACUGGACCUCGUGCUCAGUGCCCUGUGGAGUGGGACAGAGGACCCGAGAUGUGAAGUGUGUGAGCAACAUUGGGGACGUGGUCGAUGAUGAGGAAUGCAACAUGAAGCUCCGGCCAAAUGACAUCGAGAACUGCGACAUGGGACCCUGUGCAAAGAGCUGGUUCCUCACUGAGUGGAGUGAAAGGUGCUCAGCCGAGUGUGGGGUUGGAGUGAGGACUCGCUCAGUGGUGUGCAUGACCAACCACGUCAGCAGCCUGCCCUUGGAGGGCUGCGGGAACAACCGGCCAGCAGAGGCCACCCCGUGUGACAAUGGACCCUGCACUGGCAAGGUGGAGUGGUUCGCUGGGAGCUGGAGUCAGUGUUCCAUCGGGUGUGGGAGUGGGACACAGCAGAGGGAGGUGAUUUGUGUGAGGAAGAACGCAGACACUUUUGAAGUGCUGGACCCCUACGAAUGCUCCUUCCUGGAGAGACCCCCCAGCCAACAAUCGUGCCACCUCCAGCCUUGUGGAGCUAAAUGGUUUAGCACAGAAUGGAGCAUGUGCUCCAAGAGCUGCCAGGGUGGCUUCCGGGUCCGGGAAGUGAGGUGUCUGUCAGAUGAUAUGACCCUAAGUAAUCUCUGUGACCCUCAGUUGAAACCAGAAGAGAGAGAAUCUUGUAACCCCCAGGACUGUGUCCCUGAAGUUGAUGAGAACUGCAAGGACAAGUACUACAACUGCAACGUGGUGGUCCAGGCCCGUCUCUGUGUCUACAACUACUACAAGACCGCCUGCUGUGCCUCUUGCACUCGUGUGGCCAAUAGGCAUGCAGGGUUCCUGGGGAGUAGAUAACACCCCGCAUUCCCGUCAGCAGGGCAUCAUCCCUGCCCUCCCAGGGGCUAUAAGCAAUGUGCCUGCCUGGCUCCCUGGCCCAGGACACUGACAGUCAACUUCAUCACCACCCUUGCCUUUGGUCAAGUGUACCCAGGAGCUUUGUGCCCCGGAUGUUAGUAAGCCACAGUGGGUCCUUUAAUCAUCAUUAUGUACUGAUGACCCCUUCCUUGAGACCUGGCAUCUGCUAACGGUGCUCUCUGAAAACCAAGCCAUGGGAAACUCCGUAGCUCUCAGCCCAACUCCUGCCCUGGUGCUUUGCACGUAAGCAGACAGGCCACUAACCAAGCACUGCCUCAUCCCUGGUGUGACUGGCCUUCCAAAAUUAGCAUCCUUGGACAGUCAGAGGCAGCGCUCCGUCCCAAAGACCCGCCAAGCCUUGCUGAGACCUGUGCACCCUCUGUCACCUCAGCCUGGCUAUGCCUGUUUUCAUUCUCAAAGACAUUAGACUGUUUUGCUGCCUUAUGACACAGAUAUCUCACAUUAAUGUAGUGCUUCAUUGUUUAGCAGGUGUAUUCACAGAUAUUAGUUUAUUAGUCGUCACAACAUCCCAGAAUGGGAAGCAGGGGAUAAAUAAUCGUCCCACUUUAUUGACAAGGAAAUAUCUGAGGCUCAGCUCAGGUCAUUGACCUGCCAUUCCGUGGCAGAACUGAGUGCCUGUUCCAAUCACCUGCACAUGACCCUUACCCAACCGCACCUCUACCACUAUAGAGGUCUUAGGUGUGAAGGAUGCAGCUUCAUUUCUAACCAAAAGCCUGAAGUUUCCACCAGCAACAAAGCUCAGGCCUUUGAAUUCUCUCCUCCACCUGGAGGUCGAGUCCUCAUUCCCACGAUUCAGAUUUCUGUUUCCAUUUUCCCCACAAAGUUACAGGCCCUAGUGACAGAGCUCUGCAGGUUUGGCUGAACUCCACCCUCAGCAGAACUGUCCCAUGAGACAAGAAAGCCAGAGGGAGAACCAGGUGAUUGUCUGGAAUUCUGGCUCCAUUUCAAGUUGACAAGUCCCUCUGGCCAUGGGCCUUCCAUGUGGCAAAGCAGAUUCCCAAGGCCCACAGCCCUGGGCUCUGGGCUCUAGGCUCUGGGCUCCUGCCUUCCUCAGCCAUCUCUCCCAUGUUCUUCACCACCUACUAGAAAGUCGAGCCGGUAGGUCCCCCAAAAAAACAUCUAAAUCACAUGACUCCCAUGACUCCCAAUCCUUACCUCCUCCCAGACUUGACCAGGAAGACCCUUGCCUGUGCUGUCAGCCUGGGAAAAGGAGCUGUGAAGCCCCUCCCAUAUUUCCUGACUCACUUUAUGUAGUUCCAGAGACCUCACGCCUGCAGCAAGGUGUAGCACAUAUUGAAAGAUGAACCAACUGAAAAACCACUUAAGAGCAAUAUUUUUCUUUUCUUUUAUUCAUUAAGAAAGGUAUCAAGCUAAAUAACUGUAAACUUAUAGAAAAUGUCUCUUAUUUUUGGCCCUGGGCAUGUUACCCUUGUAAAGCAAGUCUGUAUUUUUAGCAACUGAGUUUCUCCCAUGAGCUCUUUUACCUGGAACUCUGCCAACUGGAUGAUUAUUUGCAGCUUUGGGAAGUGAUAUCACCAGCCUGACCCAGCACAUGCCACUAGGAUUCCCACCAGCCUUGGGCCUUCUGAGGGUCCCUCCCAGCUCCUCUUCCUGGAGAGCACAGGCACCACUUCCCACAGCAUCUCCAUCUCCCCUGAUGCUCAUGUGACUCCUGCAGGUCCACAGCCCAGCAGAAGCCCAGCCUGCCCUGCUGACCAAACAAAAGGAGAUGUGAGAAGCCACAUAUAUAGACAGUUUCUGUCCAGUGCCUUCUGUUUCCCUCUUGCCACUUGCUUUUGCUUCUUGUCACAGGGAAGUUUUUACUAUAAUGCAGCUGCUUCCAGAUAUCACUAAACAAGCUGGUCAUUUGAAAGAUUGUCUGGAAGAGGUUUUCUUUACAUGCUGGAGACAAGACAGAAUGGAAGAGAGGAAGGCUGACUUUUAGCUCCAGUGAGGGAAAAUGUUCUAGCCAUCAAAGCUGCCCAACAGAGGCAUGGGCCACCACACCCCUGGGUCUCUCUGUCCCCAAAGGGACUUCUCUGUCAAGUAAAAGGAAGGGGCACAUGCUGGUCCUUCCAACUCAGGAAUCUCAUGACCAGGUGAGGUCAACAUGGCUUUGUCUCUUUGACAUGAAACAGUGUCCUGUGAUCCUGAAUGUCACCUAACAGUUCCUUCAAAGGACUAUGAUCCUCCCAUGAUAAUGGCCAGGUAGGAACAAAGGGACAUGUCUUCCAGGAAAAAGGGCACCUCAGCAAGAGGUCUUUUUAUUCUUACAACAAACAACUGAGUUGUUCUUGGAGUUUGUUAGUCUUUGGAAGGUUGUAGAUUAUAGAACAGAGGGUUUGUUGACAUUUUUGUCUUAGAAAGCCAAUUCUUGCUAAUUCCCUAGUUUUUUAUUCGGGUAUCCAAAUGCCCUUCUCCAUCACAAAACCCAUGCAGUCAGACCGUCGGGUGUUUCCAGACCACUUUCCUGGGAGGAAGUCUGAGAAAAGCCCGCCUUGGGAUGACUCUCUCCCUCCAGGUGGCUCUGUCUCCUUCCUCUGUCCCCAUUUUUUCACCCUCUCCUUUUAUUAUCUGCCAUCUCCUUCUCAGGUCUCUCCAUUUUUCCUACCUUGCCAUAAUGUGGUAUUGAAGUUUUUAUCUUAACAGGUUUUUUUUCUGUGCAUUGGAUUGCCCCAUUUCAUGAUCUGAGUUUUUUAAUUAGAUAAACUAAAGCUAUGAUAUGUUUUUGACGCAAGAAAAACAAAACUUCCAACAAAAGUAGUUUGCUUUGUUUCUUUCACUAUCAGAAAAGAAAAUGGUGCCUCUUGCUGCCCUAGGUAGAAGCCAACCCGACCUAUCCAUCCUCCACGUUCUCACCACCACCUAUAGUUUUUGCCACGGAAAAGGGACCUCAUAAUAACACUAACAAGACACCUUGUCAACCCGGCCACUAGAGGGCAUCAGUUCCCUUCAUUAAGCCAUAGCUGCCAGCUGGUGGGAAACCACAGUGAGGGAGACUCCUUCCGACUCUUGGGAGUCACAAGAGCCACUGUAUGGCAGGAAUGCUCAGAACUGCCCUAUCUGUCCUUUUGUCUCACUUCUCUGGCCCAGAGUUCAUUGGAUAUUGUUUUUUUCUUUAUGUCCUUGAAUAUGUAUCUCCCACUUAUUCUCAAAGUGUUUAGGUUCAGCACUUUUUAUUUUAGAAAGUGUGGCUUUAUAAAGGAGUGAAAGGGACACCAGCCUGGUUUAUUUUCAUGGAGCUGUAGGCAGAGAGAGAAAUCUAGAUAUUGCCUUUCCAGGCCACUAUUACUGAGCAUGGUGGCUCAUGCCUAUAAUCCCGUGACUCAGGAGGCUGAGACAGGAGAAUCUCAAACUCAAGCCAGCCUUCCUAAGCAACUGUCUUUUUUUUAUUAUUAUUAAUACACCUAUUUUAGAGUUGAAAUAUCAAUUUCUAAUGUGGAAGAAAACAUAAAUAUAAGACAAGCUGAAUGAUUGUAUCAGUUUGGAAGGCAGAGACCAGCAUUUGAUCCCUUGUCAUACAAGACAUUUUUUAAUAUGACUUAGGAAAAUAGAUGCCCUACCAAUAGAAACUGUGGAUAACAAUGAAAUUGUGGAGCUAAUGGCUUGGGUAACAGGUUCUGAAUCAAAUAAGAUCAGGGAAGCUAGAAUAAAUCCCAAAGCUUCACAAGUCAGUAGGAAGCAACAUAAAGGUUUACAUUUGGAAUUUUUUUUUAGCUACACAAGUAACAGGUGCAAGAGAUGUAAGAGUUUCAGGUAACUCAGCUCAGUGUAUUGAGAAAGCAGGAGGAAGCCACCAAAAAAAAUAAAGCUUAAAAUACCUUUAGACUAUGCAAGAAGAAAACAUGGACGAGAGUCAAACCCCUUUUUGUCUGUGAUCAUUGGAGCCAUGCUUUAGGAAGACUGUUGAUCACGUGUUUUCAGAUGAGAAUGUCGAGUCCAAGUGAAGAAUGCAGAUGAUCAGAAACAGCAGAAAGGACCUCCUGAGAACGUGCAGCCUGGAGCAGAGACUCAGGCACCAGGAAAGCCAUCUUAGGACAAGGAGGUACAAGUUGCAGGGAGCCAAAUGUUAACUCUUGCAGGAAAACCAACUGUCCACAAGUUGGAUCCUGUUGAAGGCAGAGGGACUCUAAGGCAGGUGGUGACUGACCCGUCAUGGAGGUGUGAGCAGAGGCCAAAUGGCCAUGUGUUGGGCUGCAGGAGAGGGAUUCAGACAUCUGGCUGGGCACCAUCAUGUUCAAGGUCAUUUUCAGGUCUGGGCUUUGGUGAUUCUGUAAGAAGCACAGUUUUCUCUAAUCCAUCUGUUCUGGGAUGGCAAGUGCACUGCCUACAUACUUCCCCUUCCUGACUUUUGCCACCCUGUCAGCCAGUUCAAGCUCGCCAGUACACCGCUCCCCUGAGCUGCCUGUGGCCUCAUAUCUCAGAGCAUCACUAACAACGUGGUCAGCGUUGCCUCAUCUGGUCCUGUGCCACAGAGGAGUGUGCAGGCAUGCUGUGACCCUAGCUGCCUCUCUGGGAUCACACAUGUUGAUGGAGGCUGAGCCUCCUCCUGGCUGGGCUCCUUUACCUAACAGAACUCUCUUACCUCCUCUGAUUUCUUGCACCUUUGCUGGUGCAAAGUAAUUCUGUCCACCCUGAACCAUCUGUCCCCCAUUCCUGGGCCUAUCCAACUCCCAUCAUGCCAUGGAAAAAUGACCACGAGAUGGUGGAAAUUUCCAGCCAACCUUCUCAGCAUCUUCCAGACAAUGAGUCCCUCACCUCAGUGAGAGGAAACCCAUUCUGUUACACAAACUAACUCCCACAUGCCUUGACCCCCAGCUCCCCGCCAUCCAGUUUGACAGAAGGAUAUAAUUUGUUAUAACUUAUUAUUUUGUUCUUUGUAAAUACAAAAUGUUUAUAGGAAAUAUGUAUUCUGAACUCUAUGUGCAGAAUGAGUCAUUACACCAAAAUAGUUCUAUUAUUUAGAGUAUGUUAAUUUUAAAGGGACCUAAUAGGUAUUUAUUUACAUAUGCCAUCCACAUUUUGUGUAAGAUCAUCUGAUCAUACUAACCCAGUUCCCUGGAAUGUUGCACACAAUAAUGCCUAAGAGAUUCUAAGUCCGUUUUUUACAAUUGUUUAGUAUACUGAUUAGCCAAACUCCUUGGGGUUUGAGGUCAAGUAUAAACUGCUCCGCUUUUUGACUUGUUCAAGGGACUUUCACCCCUGGUAUUGUACCUGAACCGGAUUGCCACCUUUCUGUCUUAAAUAUUAUAUUUCCUCAUAUAAUCUGCUCUCUCCUCAUCCCCCAACAUUUGGAGAAGGACAUGUGUCUUGUCCUUCUCGUUCUUUCUUUGUUGCCCUCUCUGUUGGGCUCACCAGCAUCUGUUGCUCAGGAGGACUGGUCAGAGCUGGUAAGGAGGAGGGUCGCCUGGCAGGAUGGGGUAGCCUCCUCAUUUCUGAUGACACCUCCACAGUCCCUGCUGGGGACUGCUGGAGCCAGUUCCUUGGGGACGUCCUGUGAACCACAUGACUCAGAGCAAUAAGUUCACUAAAUGCUCCCAUCAAUUCCAUGUUCCUUCAUAGUGUUAAAUUAUUAUGUAAGAAGGUGGUGAGUAGAAGGUGAAUUAUAUGAGUAAAUACAGUCUGUUUUUCUCUUCAGCAAAAAUGACAACUAUUUUUGUGUAUGACUAAUUUAUUUUUAUUGUAAAAAUACAAUAAACUGGUUAAAAGAUC